Adineta steineri is the source of this 762-nucleotide messenger RNA. Lineage: Eukaryota; Metazoa; Rotifera; Eurotatoria; Adinetida; Adinetidae. The record is from the annotation of a GenBank genome assembly.
AUGGGUGAUUAUCCUAAAGCACUUUCUUAUUAUGAAAAAGCUCUUGCAAUCACACAACAGUCACUUCCACCCAAUCAUCCUAGUUUGGGUAGUACUUACAACAAUAUCGGUAUGGCAUAUAAGAACAUGGGUGAUUAUCCGAAAGCACUUUCGUCUCAUGAAAAAGCCCUAGAAAUUCAGCAAAAAUCACUUCCUCCCAAUCAUCCUGAGUUGGGUACUUCCUAUGACAAUAUAGGUAUGGUGUAUUAUAGCAUGGAUGAUUAUACAAAAGCACUUUCUUAUUUUGAAAAAGCUCAUGCAAUUCGACAACAAUCACUUCCUUCCAAUCAUCCUGAAGUUGGUGUUUCUUAUAAUAGCCUAGGUAUGGUAUAUGACAGCAUGGGCCACUAUCCAAAAGCACUUUCUUAUUAUGAAAAAGCCCUCGAAAUUCAACGAAAAUCACUUCCAUCCAAUCAUCCUGAUUUUGGUGCUUCCUAUAAUAACCUUGGUAUGGUGUAUGAUAGCAUGGGUGACUACCCAGAAGCACUUUCUUAUUAUGAAAAAGCUCUUACAAUUAAACAACAAUCACUUCCAUCCAAUCAUCCUAGUUUGGGCAAUACUUAUAAUAACCUCGGUAUGGUAUAUGAGAACAUGGGUAACUAUUCAAAAGCUCAUUCCUGUUAUAAAUGUGCUUUAGAAAUUGUAGAACAAUCAUUGCCAACAAAUCCUCUCAAGUUUCAGACAUUUGGAGAAAACCUUGAACGCGUAAAACAGAAAUUAUAA